AUGUCCGCCCAAGCCCUUUAUAACGCGGCCCGCGCCGCCGCUGAGGAAGCUCCUCGGAUACCGCAGCAGCUCGGCGAUACCAUGGCUUCCUCGCUCCCCUCGCUCCGCACCGUCUCCAAGCUCGCCCUCGGCGGCGCCCAGGUCCUGCUGGGCGCAGGCUCGUCGGCGCACGCUGGCACCUCCAAGAGCUGCUCCGCCGACGGCGCGCUGUCGUGCCAGAACACCACCGUCCAGACGGACCUGUGCUGCUUCAACGCGCCAGGUGGCCAGCUCCUGAUGACCCAGUUCUGGGACACCCAGCCCGUGACGGGUCCCGUUGAUUCGUGGACCAUGCAUGGUCUUUGGCCUGACCGUUGCGAUGGCACGUACGAGGCAUCUUGCGACUCCUCCAGAGCUUAUACGAACAUCACCGAGAUCCUCGAGUCCUUCAACGCCAAGGACACGCUUUCGUACAUGCAGACAUACUGGAAGGAUUACAAUGGAAAUGACGAGACUUUCUGGGAGCACGAGUGGAGCAAGCACGGCACCUGUAUCUCGACGCUGAAGCCGUCGUGCUACACGGACUACGAUCCGACUCAGGAGGUGCCCGAUUUCUUUGACCGCGCCGUCGCCCUGUUCAAGGCGCUGCCAACAUAUGAGUGGCUGUCCGCUGCAGGUAUCACGCCCUCGACCUCGAAGACGUACACCUCGGCCGAGAUCCAGGCCGCGCUCAAGGCGAAACACGGCCAAGAAGUGACGAUCGGCUGCAAGAGCGGUGCCUUCAACGAAGUCUGGUACCACUACAACGUCCGUGGCUCCGUCCAAAGUGGUGACUUCGUCGCCGCCGAGCCCGACGGAACGAAGUCCACCUGCCCCAGCAGCGGCGUCAAGUACAUUCCCAAGAGCUCUGGCGGUGGCGGCACAACGACCACGGCCACGGGCACGGCGACGAAGACCUCUACCACCGCCGUCCCGACCAGCACCGGCUCCUUCUCCGGUAAGGGCAACCUCAUGGUCCAGGUCAACGGCGCGCAGAACGGCUGCAUUAUCUCGGCAGGCGCGUGGUACACGACGGGCACCUGCGCCACCUUCACGGCCUCGGCUAGCGGCGACGGCUUCACUCUGUCUAGCAGCAAGGGCAAGUGCGGCAUCGCCGACGGCGAGCUGACUUGCGGCUCUGGCGUCAGCGAUGCCACCGUCUUCACGGCUGCGGAUGGCAAAUUGGCGUAUGAAGACAGCACGGCUUUCUACGCCGAUACGGUGCCGUCCGGUACGACCAAGGGCGUUGUUUACACCAGUGAUCACGACGUGGCAAUCGCGAUUACCUGGACCAGCGCGUAA
Lasiodiplodia theobromae is the source of this 1320-nucleotide messenger RNA. Its product is annotated as Ribonuclease m. Lineage: Eukaryota; Fungi; Ascomycota; Dothideomycetes; Botryosphaeriales; Botryosphaeriaceae. Gene Ontology annotation, cellular component: extracellular region. The coding region runs from base 1 to 1320 and encodes 439 amino acids. The record is from RefSeq and is a predicted model, not a curated record. Gene Ontology annotation, biological process: RNA catabolic process. Gene Ontology annotation, molecular function: ribonuclease T2 activity; RNA binding. The transcript is spliced from 3 exons.